Messenger RNA from Clarias gariepinus (North African catfish), 6112 nucleotides. RefSeq names its product multiple EGF-like-domains 10 (gene megf10). Lineage: Eukaryota; Metazoa; Chordata; Actinopteri; Siluriformes; Clariidae. Bases 260 to 3640 code for a protein of 1126 amino acids. The transcript is spliced from 25 exons. The record is from RefSeq and is a predicted model, not a curated record. Gene Ontology annotation, cellular component: membrane. Gene Ontology annotation, molecular function: protein binding; scavenger receptor activity.
GCACCGCACGCGCUCCGUCCCGUCACAACUUCGGAGAAGAUGCGCGCGCGACUCCUGUGUUUCUGAAUCUCGUCCUUCUCUCAUCGCUGUGUCUCACUGUGGUGCCACCUGACUUCAGCUGAAACCUGUGCGAAUCGAGUGUCGUGUACAGUGAACAACUAGUUUACGGAAAUUUUCAUCUUAGAAACUUUUAUCCUCAAAGCGGAUCCAUGCGUUUGGACCGAGUCGGUACUUGUGCAUAGAACUGGUAUUUCCCACAAUGAUGUUCUUCUUCCUGUGGCGCUGUGCCUCCAUCCUUCUGGGCCUGUCAUGCUGUCUUAUGGAAGUGACAUCAUCAUUGAACCUGGAGGAUCCUAAUGUCUGCAGCCAUUGGGAGAGUUACUCAGUCACAGUGCAGGAGUCGUACGCACACCCGUAUGAUCAGGUGUAUUACACCAGCUGCACUGAUAUCCUCACAUGGUUCAAGUGCACGCGCCACAGGGUGAGCUACAAGACUGCGUAUCGGAGAGGAAACAAGACCAUGUACCGCCGCAAGUCUCAGUGCUGCCCAGGUUUCUACGAGAGCAAAGAGAUGUGUGUUCCGCACUGUGCUGAGAAAUGCGUGCACGGCCGCUGCGUGGCCCCCAACACCUGUCAGUGUGAACCAGGCUGGGGAGGAGCCGAUUGCUCCAGCGCAUGCGACAGCACUCACUGGGGUCCUCACUGCAGCAACCGGUGUCAGUGUAAAAAUGGAGCGCUGUGUAACCCCAUCACAGGUGCGUGUAUCUGCACAACUGGCUACCGCGGCUGGCGGUGCGAGGAGCGCUGUGAGCCGGGCACCUACGGUAACAACUGCCAGCAGAAAUGUCAAUGCCAAAACAAUGCCACCUGCCACCAUGUCACUGGCGAAUGCACAUGCAGUCCUGGCUACACUGGAGCAUUCUGUGAGGAUCUGUGUCCUCCAGGCAAACACGGGCAGCAGUGUGAGGAGCGUUGUCCCUGCCAGAAUGGUGGAGUGUGUCACCAUGUAACUGGUGAAUGUUCCUGUCCUGCUGGCUGGAUGGGAACUGUUUGUGGACAGCCCUGUCCCGAGGGUCGCUUUGGUAGGAGCUGCUCUCAGGAGUGUCAGUGUCACAAUGGAGGAACCUGCUCUUCAUCUACAGGAGAAUGUUUUUGCAGUCCAGGCUACACUGGGGAGAGGUGCCAGGAUGAAUGUCCGAUUGGCAAGUAUGGUGUGAACUGCCACCAGACAUGCCGCUGUGAAAACGGAGCCAAGUGCUACCACAUUAGCGGCGCUUGUCUGUGCGAGCCGGGUUACACUGGUGAGAUGUGCGAAACCCGAAUCUGCCCAAAGGGCAUCUACGGCCUCAAGUGCGAAAAGCAGUGCCCGUGCCACGAGCCAAACACUCAAAGUUGCCACCCUGUAUCAGGUGAGUGCCUGUGCCAGCCUGGUUGGUCAGGUAUUUAUUGUAAUGAGACAUGUGCACCAGGCUUCUACGGCGAGGAGUGUCGGCAGGUGUGUCAGUGCCAGAAUGGUGCAGACUGCCACAGUGUGACAGGAGAGUGUAUGUGCGCUCCAGGCUUUCAGGGUGUAGACUGCUCUAUCCGUUGUCCAGCAGGAAUGUAUGGAGUGAAUUGCUCCUCUGCUUGCACAUGUAAGAACGGAGCUACAUGUUCAGCUGUGGAUGGAUCAUGCACAUGCAAAGCAGGUUGGUAUGGAGUGCACUGCUCUAUAAACUGCCCAAGUGGCACAUGGGGACUCGGCUGUAACCUCACCUGCAUGUGUGGAAAUGGCGGAGCUUGUAACGCUCUAGACGGUCAGUGUACCUGCGCUCCAGGCUGGAGGGGCGAGCGAUGUGAUGUGCACUGCCAGGAUGGGACAUAUGGGAUGGACUGUCGAGAGCGCUGUGACUGCAGUCAUGCCGACGGCUGUCACCCUACGACUGGACACUGCCGCUGUCUCGCAGGCUGGACAGGCAUCCACUGCGACAGUGUGUGUGCUGAGGGUCGCUGGGGGCCAAACUGCUCUCGGCCCUGUAACUGUAAGAAUGGUGCGUCUUGCUCGCCGGAUGAAGGCACGUGCGAGUGCGCUCCUGGCUUUAGAGGCACCACCUGCCAACGCAUCUGCUCUCCAGGUUACUUUGGGCAUCGCUGCAGUCAGGCCUGUCCUCAGUGCGUGCACAGCAAUGGUCCGUGUCACCAUGUGACAGGCCAGUGCGACUGUCUCCCUGGAUUCAAAGGAGCCCUUUGCAAUGAAGUGUGUCCCAGUGGCAAGUUUGGGAAGAAUUGUGCCGGGACAUGCACCUGCACUAACAACGGCACAUGCAACCCCAUUGACGGCUCAUGCCAGUGUUACCCUGGCUGGAUCGGCAGUGACUGCUCACAGCCUUGCCCUCCAGGUUACUGGGGCCCAAACUGCAUCCAUACAUGUAAUUGUCAUAAUGGAGCAUACUGCAGCGCAUAUGACGGAGAAUGCAAGUGUACACCAGGAUGGACCGGACUUUACUGCACACAACGCUGUCCGUUAGGUUUCUAUGGUAAAGACUGUUCCCAGAGCUGUCAGUGUCAGAAUGGUGCAGACUGUGACCACAUCUCUGGGCAGUGUACCUGCCGCAGAGGCUUCAUGGGACGCCACUGUGAACAAAGAUGUCCUCCUGGUACGUACGGUUUUGGCUGCCGGCAGGUCUGCGAUUGCCUAAAUAAUUCCACGUGUGAUCACAUGACUGGAACGUGCUACUGCAACCCAGGCUGGAAGGGAUCGCGGUGUGACCAAGUCGGUGUUAUCAUCGUAGGCAACCCUAACAGUCUGACCAGUGCAGCGGUUCCAGUUGAUUCCUAUCAGAUUGGGGCCAUCGCUGGAAUUAUCGUCCUGGUGCUGAUGGUGCUUUUCCUCCUGCUCCUCUUUAUCAUUUACCGAAAAAAGCAGAAAGGAAAAGAGCCUACGAUGCCUUCUGUCACUUACACCCCUGCUAUGCGGGUUAACACAGACUACACUAUUGCAGAUGCAGUACCACAGACAAAUGAGCUUCCUUCCAACAGUAAUUACUUCUCCAACCCCAGCUAUCACACACUGGCCCAGUGCACCAGCCCACCUCAUGUCAACAACCUGCCCUAUGGAAAAGCGAAGAACAACCAGUUGUUUGUGAACCUGAAGAAUGUUGAGCAGAGAAAGAGGCCUGCUCUGAUGGAUCAUACUGGAACAUUGCCUGCUGACUGGAAACAAGGCAGCUGCUUCAAUGAGCUCGGAGCGUAUGGAGUUGACGGUCGUUACCUUGGAAAAUCUCUUCGAGAUCUGGUAAAAGGUGUGCCCUACCAUGCCAGCACUUGUUCUGUAAACUCGGAGAACCCUUAUGCGACAAUUAAAGACCCUCCUCCCCUGGUGCCUAAGAACACAGAGUGUGGCUACGUGGAGAUGAAGUCACCUACGCAGAGAGACUCUCCCUAUGCAGAGAUAAACAACUCCAGUCCUACAAACAAAAAUGUAUAUGAAGUCGAGCCAACAGUUAGUUCAGUGUACAUACCUGCCAACAACAACUGCAACGGACCGUUUAGCCAGGACCCAUAUGACCUACCAAAGAACAGCCACAUCCCAUGUCAUUAUGACCUGCUGCCCACACGGGACAGCACGCCGUCCCCCCACAAAGAGCUGGAAAAUGAAUGAGCUCUCAGAGAACUGACCAAAACCCACCAUUCCCACUGCCACAAACACGCCUUCUGUUGUUCCUUCAGCUCCACUCGUGAAUUAUUUUCUUAUUAUUUUCUUUUCUGCAUAUCUGCACAUCAGUGAACUACUUAUUUCUAUCUUUUUUUUUGUUUAGAACUCUUUUAACUGUUAUAAUCUUGUUCCUAAUCUUGUUCAUUCUUUUUCUUCUUCUUUUACAGUAAGAAACACAUUUUAUAUUUAGAUUUUCUAAACAUUUCUCUCAGUUGAACACUUUAUAGUAAAAACCCAUUUUGUAAAUACAUGAAGGAGGUGAUGUUAUAUAGCAGAUUUACACAGUUAAUUUUCUCAAACCAAUCAUUCCACUGAUGAAAUCAUAUCACUUGGAAAUUCAGAGUGAACCUCAAAUUUAUUUUUGUAAAAUAAAUAUAACUGUCUUGAAAUGUAUUCAGUAUUUGAUGUUUGAAAGGAGGCUGUAUUGUUUUUGUAGCUUUCUGUUUCUUUCUUUUGUGUUUAGAGGUUAAUAUUACCACCAUCUGUGUUUUAAGUAUUUGUGUGGGCUGUACAACAUUGCAUUAUGAUUACUGUUUUAAAAACUAAAACUGGAGCGAUUGGUAUUGCAUUUGAGAGCCAAUCGUGCUGCAUCGGUGCAAUGCAUAAAAUCAUACCGAUACAAGAAUCAAGAGUUUCACAUCGAACAUAACAACGGGGAAAUGUGAUCUUAGAAAGUUAGACUGUGACAUGGCCCUUUCAGAUUUGGCGAGCCUGUGUGCAUACUGUAACAAUAUUUGAGUUGUAAGUGUAGCCUUUCGUUCAGAUUAAACCAGUCUGUCCAUUCUCCUCUUAACUCUUUCCUCGACAGACCUGGUGCUUAAUGUUGGUUUUCUUUCCCCAUCAUUUCUAAAAUACUCAAACCAAGAUGUCUGGCUUCAACGUGAAGUUUGUUUGGCUGAUCACAUUAGCUAAAGCUCUUGACCUAUUUAGGCAUGAAUGUAUGCAUUGCUCUAUCACAACAUGGUUAGCCCUAAUUGUGAUUAUGGGUACCUGUGUUCAUAGGAAAGUGACCAAUUAAUGUAUUUUCUGUCUCAUUUCUGACAUUUUGUGCCAUGAACGUGUCUGUCGUUGGCUGACACACUGAUUAUGGCUCGGCAUGACAUCAGUAUCAGGUAUCAUUAUAUUUUCAUACGCUGAUAUUGGCAUUAUUUUGGAAAAUAUAAAAUCUGGUAAUUCGGUGCAUCUCUGUUAGCAGAUGCUGUUAUUUCUUACCGUUUUAUCCAUAAUACAUUUAACCAAAGGUUAAUGUGCCAUAAUUAAUGCUUAGUUUCUUCAGCUAUGUUGACUCUGUUGUUAAUAUUUAUUAGACGACCAUCUUUCAGUUCUGUUCUGCAUAGGCCUGGGUGUGCAUUUAUCAAUCACUAAUACAAUAAUCACAGUAACAUUUAAGUCCUAUUUAACCUCAGUGACAAUAACACACAACUGUCUAAUUUUUUUGUUUUUGUUUUUAUCCACCAACAGUAUUUACAUCAGGUAUAUAUUAAGAAAUUUUAUAUUUACAUGUAAAUGUCAAAUAUUGAUCAUCACCUGACAGCAUAAUAAAUAAUUAAUUAAAAGAUUAUUGGAUUUUUAUAAUGCUUAAGAAAAUAAUUACAAUGCUUAAGCUGGACUUUUGCAGUGGAGUUGAAAUGUAUCGUGUAACACCAGUUCUGGGUCAAAAGUUUUGUUUAAUUUUGAUACCUAACCUUUUGAAAGUAUGUGGUAUUUAUACAUUAUGUAAAAGUUUGCAUUGAAUGAACACAGACAGCCGACAGUCUUAAUCUGCCCUGUUACAUUUGUAUGAUAAUAAUAUGCAUUGGCAUAAUUGUAUAUAGCUGUUACUCAUAGAAAAAAAAAAAGCCAUGGGCCAUAGGACAUUAUUUUUGGGAAGUGUGUGUGAAAAUGACAUUCAAUAUCUUGUCUCCAGUUUUUCAUAGGCUUUAUUUAGGUUCAGUCACAAAAAAAAAAAAAAAAAAACUAAUUAACGAAGUGUUGCAUGUAAUUUGGCCUCAAAUCCUAGGAAUUCAUACUACUUUUUUAUUUCCCUUAAAGUAACACUAUAACAGAACAAAUUUUUUAAAGGAAUACUACAAUUCAAUAUUAUUCAAAAUGGCAUUUCUAUAUUUUUUACACUCUUUUUUUUUUACAGUUAGAAGUUAGAAGUAAUUGAAAAAACCAUUGCAAACUUGUGUUAACAGAACUGGAAGGUUAAAUAAGUGUUAUGUAAAUAUAUCUUUAUUUUCCUUAAUAGUGUGUGUGUUUUAUAAGAACAGAAUGAACUUGCACAGUUGUAAUCCUCUUCCCCAAAGAACACCCAUGAAAAUGGUAUUUGCUUCCAUUUCCCCACUUUUCCUACAUGCUUUGUUAUGUAUUUUAUUUUUCUGUAGUGUAUAUGUACUGUAUGUGCAAUUGGGGUUUACAAUAAAAUGGCAAAAUGUC